UGCAGCGCUUUGCAUGGAAAAUUCACCGUCAGAGUUGAAGGAGUGCAGCGUCAUCUACAGUCAGAGAUGGGGCAGGAUACUGUGAAUGAUGGUGAUGCUGCCACCGACACGUAUCCCGUGACAAGUUUCCAUAGUUACCUGCACGGCGGUACAGCCAGCCUUGUAUCCACUACCCUAACAACCAUCGCAACAUUCCCGCUAUACAAGAUUGUCUUCCGCCAACAGCUGCACAACACGCUUGUACGAGAGGCUGUGGCUCAACUCUAUGGGGAGGGGUUGCGCAAGCUUUACCGUGGCGUUGCUCCUCCGCUUUUAGUCCGGACACUCCAAGGCACAUUGUUAUUCGGCAUUCAGGACACCCUACAACGUCGUUCCUCUAACCUGGUCCCAGAGCACCUCCCCAGGCCACUGCUCCAGGCUGUGGCAGGUGUGGGUACUGGCGUGGUGGAAGCUCUGGUAUUCACCCCGCUUGAACGUGUGCAGAACGUGCUUCAGAACGGCAAAAAUGACCACCGCCUCCCAACCCAGUGGAGCGUCCUGGUGCGUUUGAGCUCUGAGCCCCUUGCCCUAGGGUUCUACCGAGCCCUGCUGCCCAUUGUUGCCCGCAAUGCCCUGGGCAGCGGCAUCUACUUUGGUCUGAAAAACCCAGUGAGAGAUGCCUUGCACCAGCAGGGUCUCUCCCCCACGGCUUCCUCGUUCACCUCGGGUAUGGUCAACUCCCUGAUCAUCAGCCUGCCACUUUACCCACUCUCGGUGCUGGUGGCCAACAUGCAGGCUGGCGUGGGGCAAGAGGAUGCCAGGGGCGGGCUGAAGAAGAGUGCCCGCAAGCUUUGGGCGGCUCGUCAGCGGAGCGUAGCGCUGCUGUACCGCGGAGGCUCACUGGUCAUCCUGCGCUCUUGCGUCAGCUGGGGCAUCACCACGGCCAUCUACGACCGCCUGGAGAGAAGCUCGUCCGGCUGAGACAAAACCACACCUGGUGGGAGAGAAGCAGACCAGUGUACCUGUUGGAGGGGUAGACGCAGCCCAAGACACACCAUCCAUACUGUGGCACUGUGUGCAUCCAUCCACAGCAUCCAAAUGUGCAUCCAUCCACAGUGUUUUCUGUUAUCAUGGGAGUAAACCUUUAAAAUAAAUAGCCUUAAGAAUAGAUAAUAAAAAUAUGUAAAAAGUACUAAAUAAAAAUGUAUGUGGAAGGAUGGAGAGUUCUGGUCACCUUAA
This is a messenger RNA of Alosa alosa (allis shad), 1218 nucleotides long. RefSeq names its product solute carrier family 25 member 53-like. The record is from RefSeq and is a predicted model, not a curated record. Lineage: Eukaryota; Metazoa; Chordata; Actinopteri; Clupeiformes; Clupeidae. The transcript is spliced from 2 exons. Bases 67 to 960 code for a protein of 297 amino acids.